Messenger RNA from Gavia stellata (red-throated loon), 1059 nucleotides. RefSeq names its product olfactory receptor 5AP2. The transcript has 3 exons. The record is from RefSeq and is a predicted model, not a curated record. Gene Ontology annotation, biological process: sensory perception of smell; G protein-coupled receptor signaling pathway. The coding region runs from base 1 to 1059 and encodes 352 amino acids. Lineage: Eukaryota; Metazoa; Chordata; Aves; Gaviiformes; Gaviidae. Gene Ontology annotation, cellular component: membrane. Gene Ontology annotation, molecular function: G protein-coupled receptor activity; olfactory receptor activity; odorant binding.
AUGCUGAUGGCUUGGGAAAACUGGACUACGGUGACAGAAUUUGUUUUCAAGGAGUUCACGGAUUGUGUCGACCUCCAAGUUACCCUCUUUGUGGUUUUCCUGCUCAUCUACGUCAUCACCGUGGUGGGAAACCUUGGCAUCAUUGCUGCAGUCUGGCUCGAUUCCCAGCUUCAAACCCCCAUGUACUACUUUCUCAGCAACUUGUCCUUCUUGGAUCUGUGCUACUCCUCAGCUGUGACACCCAAAAUGCUGCUGAACUUCUCAUCAGAAAGGAAGACUAUCUCUUUUGCUGGCUGUUUCGCACAGCUCUAUUUCUACGCUGCUUUUGUAACCGUGGAGUGUUACCUCCUGGCCGUGAUGGCGUACGAUCGCUACGUUGCCAUCUGCAACCCGCUGCGUUACCCCGUCGUCAUGUCCCAGAAGGUCUGCAUUUCCCUCCUGGCCGGGUCCUAUGCGGUGGGGUUUUUUCAUUCGGCGGUGUUCACGGGGUUUGCGCUGAGAGUGUCCUUCUGCGGCCCCAAUGUCAUUGACCACUUCUUCUGUGAUGGACCACCGCUGUCAAAACUGGCCUGCUCUGAUACUCGCCUCAACCAAGUGUUGCUACUUGCCUUCGGGGGCUUCAACGAGGUCACCACCAUAUCAGUCAUCCUCAUCUCCUAUGGCUGCAUCCUGUUCACCAUCCUGAGGAUGGGCUCUGUGCCGGGCAAGCGCAAAGCUUUUGGUACCUGUGCGUCCCACCUGGGGGUCGUCACCAUCUUUUACGGGACCCUUCUCUUCAUGUACCUGCGGCCCAGCUCCAGCUACUCCCUGGGCAGGGACAAAAUCGUUUCCGUCUUUUACGCGGUGGUGACCCCCAUGCUGAACCCCUUCAUCUACAGCCUGAGGAACCAGGAGGUGAAGAGCGCUCUGAAGAGAGCAGUCUCUGUGAAUAGUUGGGCUCCCAGUAAUACUGAUGGAGAGAACUUGUCUGUUCGUGUGACCAUGUAUGGGUCUCCUUUGGACAUGGCAAAUCCUCCUCCGGGCUACACUGAGCCUAUUGAUCCAUCUAAUUCCACCUGA